Dromiciops gliroides (monito del monte) is the source of this 1036-nucleotide messenger RNA. It is a transcript of the gene BOLA3, whose product is annotated as bolA family member 3. The coding region runs from base 1 to 636 and encodes 211 amino acids. NCBI's taxonomy places the organism in Eukaryota, Metazoa, Chordata, Mammalia, Microbiotheria, Microbiotheriidae. The transcript has 4 exons. The record is from RefSeq and is a predicted model, not a curated record.
AUGGACACUGCUCCGCCGAGGGUCCGAGCCCAAACUGGCCCUAGAACAACGCUAGUAUCCUCGCCCCUCCUCCCGCUCCGCCCCUCCACUCCUCCGGGAAGGCGGGCCGGGGGGGGGGUGGGGGGCGGCCUCCGAGGCGACAGAGGGCGGGCUCGGCCCCCGGUUCUCUCCCCGCCCCCGCCCCCCCCCCCGCCCCCGGCCUUCUCGCCUUCUCCAGCGUGGGUGACUUUGAGCCAGUGUGUGUGUGUCGCAGGCUCGGCCGCGGCCUCUCUCUGCCCCGCCCCCGCGCCCGUUAUGGCGGCUCUGGGAGCUGCCGCUACCGCUUCGCAGCUUCUCUGCCGGAGGAGCCUUGACGUGGUCCCCCUGCUCCGAUGUGCCUGGAGAACUUUUGCCUCCCAGACCUCAGGGGAGCUCAAAGUGACUCGGGUCCUACAAGAGAAGUUUCCUAGGGCAGCGACUAUCAAGGUCACAGACAUUUCAGGUGGCUGCGGGGCCAUGUAUGAAAUCCACAUAGAGUCAGAAGAAUUCAGAGACAAGCGGACUGUGCAGCAGCACCAGAUGGUUAACAAGGCACUAAAAGAAGAGAUUAAAGCCAUGCACGGCCUGAGAAUAUUCACUUCGGUCCCAAAGCCCUGAGGCCCCACACCUGGGACAGCUGCCGGGAAGGGAUGGACGCCCAAAGCCUUGGCCCUCGAAGGUCUCCCGUGGAUUCACGGCCAUCCCUCCCUCUCUCAUGAUCCAGGAGAUCCUCAUUAAAGACAAAAGACUCCCGUGACUUUGGAAACCUUCUCUUCCCCACCAAGGUCAUGGGCCUUCUCUGCAAGCCGGGCAGUUGGCUGUGGAUUGGCCGAGGUUUUCCAUCCCUGGCACCUUCCAGGGCCACGUGCUGGUCCUGCAGAUCAGAUGGCCGUGUCCGUCCACUCGGACCUUGUUACCCAAGGGAAGGCCCCACCUCGGCUCCUUUUAGGAUUCUGCCCGGUGCUUAUAGGGGAAGGCACUGGCUUAAGUUCAUUUAAUAAACAUUAGCUUACGUGGA